Eimeria maxima is the source of this 4767-nucleotide messenger RNA. RefSeq lists its product as hypothetical. The record is from RefSeq and is a predicted model, not a curated record. The coding region runs from base 1 to 4767 and encodes 1588 amino acids. NCBI's taxonomy places the organism in Eukaryota, Apicomplexa, Conoidasida, Eucoccidiorida, Eimeriidae. The transcript has a single exon.
AUGUGUCCAGCUCUAGUGUACCCACAACCUCCUUCGCCGCAGCAGCUUAGCGCCGAUGCUAGGGGGGCCCCCGGGCCCUCCCCUACAGUGCGUUUAUUACCGGAUGGGUCUGAGGGUGCAUGCAACCCUGGGGCCCCCUCAAGGGGGGCCCACAAGGCACCACCUGAGACCCAGGGGGCCCCCGGAGGGGCCCCUAUGGGGGGCCUCUGCUGGGACCAAAUGCUUACCUUCAUAUCACAGGUUGCUGCUGGGGAAGGUGCGUCUGCAGCAGCAGCAGCAACAGAUCGUCAGCAGCAGCAGCAGAAGCAGCAACAGAAGCAGCCAAAGCAGCAAGGCUGGGGCCCCACAGGAGCAGGGAAGCCCGCUGCUGGUGCUGCUGUUUCUGCUGCAGUGACCGAUGUGCAGCAGCUGCAACAAGGAGCUGCAGCUGCUGCGCUUCCUGCUGCUAGCAGGCGGCGCCGCAAACCUCAGCAGCAGCAGCAGCAGCAGCUACAGCAGCAGGAGGAGGACAGUCAACCCAAGAAGCGGCGAGGUCGACCUCCCAGGCUUCCGCAACAGCAGCAGCAGCAGCAGCAGCAGGCAUCAUGGGUUCCCCCUUGUUUACCAGCUGAUGAGGGGCCCCCCUCUUCCUUUGAGGGGCCCCCUCAUGAGGCUUCUGCUUUUCCUGGGGCCCCCCCUUCUACGAGUGCAUGGGGAAGCAGCAACAGCACCAGCAUUAGCAAGGUACAAAGUGUGGGCCCCCCUACCGGCAGCAGCAGCAGCAGCAGCAGGGCUGCGCAUACACCUGAGGAUAGAGAUGGUGUAUGUGAGGAUACACUGCAAGAAUUAGAGGACAGUCUUUGCUCCUUCUUAGAGAUAGAGGGGCCCCCGGAUGAACCCUUGGGGGCCCCCCAGCAGCAGCAGCAGCAGAAAUCUCCUGUACCUCUGUGCACCAAGUCAAAACAGCAGCUAACCAUGCAGCAGCAGCAGCAGCAGCAACUGCAGCAGCAUGUGGAGGUGCAGCAAGAACAGCAGCAGGAGCAACAGGGAGUUCCGUGGAUAGUUGAUCAAGGGGCCCCUUGCACUGCAGCAGCAGCAGCUCCGCAGAACCAGCAGAUAGAGGGGCCCCCCACUAAUGCUGCUGCUGCUGCGGAGCAGCAGCAGCAGGGGCCCCCCAAGGGGCCCCAUCUGGGUGUUUUAGAGGGCAGUAAGACCUUGUUGGAUCAACCUAGCAGCAGCAGCAGCAACAGCAACAUGAACAACAGCAGCAACAGCAGUAGCAGCAGCAAUAGCAGCACAUGCAGCAGCAGGAGUGCAUGCAAGGGUUGUGAUGCAUUAAGGCAGCAGCUGCUGCAGCAGCAGCUGCAGGGAUUUGAUUCAUGGGGGGAGGAGAACAGGAGACUAGUUGCUGCCUUAGAGAUAAAGCAGCAGGCGCUGCAGCAGCAGGAGCAGCAGAUAGGUAUGCUGCAGCAGCAAAUAUUAAUGCUGCAGCAGCAGCUGCAGCAAACAGAAGCAGAGGUGCAGCAGAGGGAGCAUCUCCUUGAACUAUCGCAGCAGCAGCAGCAAAGACUUAAGAACGAACUGCAGCAAGCAGCAGAAGCAGAAGAAGAGCAGCAGCAACUUGUUGCAUCUACGCUGCUGCUGCUGCAGCAGGAAAGAGAAGAUGUUAAGAGAUUAAAACGUCUUGCUGCUGCUGAUGCAAGACAAAUCAGGCAGCUAACAGCAUGGCAGCAGCAAAGGCAGCAGCAGCAGAGGCAGAGGCAGCAAGGGCAGCAGCAAGAGCAGCAAGAGCAGCAACAAGAGCAGCUGUCUUGUCCUGCUGCUGCUGCUGCAGCAGAUGCUGCUGAUACUUCCGCCGCUUUCGGGGCCGCAACUCCCGACUACGCUAGCAACAGCUGCAGCAGCAGCAGCAGCAGCAGCGCAGCAGCAGCAGCAGCAGAGAAGGGUGGAUAUCCUCAGCUGUCUGUCGAGAGUUUAGAUGAAGAUAUCUUUGGGGAGAACAUUCCCAAAGGGCAGCAGCAGCAGCAACAGCAGCAGCAGCAGCAGCAGCAAAAUGGAGGAGAGGGCCUGCAGCAGAGGACAGAAGACGGGCUGCAGGUGCAGCAGCAACUGCAGCAGGAAGAUCAUCAGCAACAGCUGCAGCAGCAGCUCGAGGGCAUGUUGCCGCAGGAGGCAGAGCAGCAGCAAAACGACCACCAGGAGCAGCAGCAGCAGCAACAGCAGCAGCUAGAGGAUGAGUUGCUGUCUUCUCUAGAGCAGGAGGAGAUGCAACAAUGUGAGCAGCAGCAGCAGCAGCAGCAGCCGGAAGGGCAGCAGCAGCAGCAGCCGGAAGGGCAGCAGCAGCAGCAGCAGCUGGAGGAUGAUUUGUUCUCAACCCUGCAGAAGGAGGAGGGACAGCAGCAAGAUACGAAGCAGCCGAUGCAGCAGCUGCAGCAGCAACAGCAGCAGCAGCAGCAAAUGGAUUUUGGCUUGCCGUCCCCUGUGUUGAAGGCAGAGAAGCAGCAGCAAGAUGAGCAGCAACAGAAGCAACUGCUGCAGCAGCAUUUGCAGCAGCAGCAGCAGCAACAGCUGCUGGAUUUUGGCUUGCCGUCUCCCGUACUUAAGGCAGAGAAGCAGCAGUGGGAGCAGCAGCAGAAGCAGCAGCUGCAGCAACUGCUGCAGCAGCAGCAACAGCAGGGUGGGUUGCUGCCUCCUCUAAUGAAGGAAGAGAAGCACCAGCAACAUGAGCAGCAGCAGAAGCAGCAGCUGCAGCAGCAACAGUCGCAGCAACAACUGGAGGACGAGUUUCUGUCACCCUUUCAGCAGGAGCAGCAGCAGCAGCAGCAGAAGGGUCAGCAGCAGCAGCAGCAAGGUCAGAAGCGGCUGCCGGAUCAGGAGCAGCAGCAAGAUCAGCAGCAGCAACAACAGCAGCAGCUGGAGGACGAGCUUUUAUCCUCUUUGCAGCAGGAGGAGGGGCAGCAGCAAAGUGAGCAGCAGCAGCAGCAGCAGCAGCAGCAGCAGCUGAUGGACGUUCUUGUGUCAUCGCUACCGCAGGAGCAACAGGAGCAGCAGGUGCAGCAGCAGCAGCAAGGCGUGCAGCAGGAGAAGCAGCAACACGAGCAACAAAGACAGCUGCAGCAGCAGCUCGAGGACGAGUUGCUGUCGCCUCUGCAGAACGAGCAGCAGCAGCAGCAAGAGGAGCAGCUGCAGCAGGAAAGACAACAGCAGGGCCAGCAGCAACAACAGAACGCGGCGCUGGAGCAGCAGCUGCUGCAAGAAACGCAGCAGCAGCAGCAGCAGCAGCGGGAAGACGAACAGAUGCUGACGGACAGGCCAGUGGCGCCGCCGCCGCCGCAGCAGCAGCAGCAACAACAACAACAGCAAAAUGAGCAGCAGCAGCAACAACAAGAUGAAUUGCUGCAGCGGGAAGGAGAGGAUAAUUCAAUGGUCCAGCAGCAACAGCAGCAGCAACAACAGCAGCAGCAGCAAGCUAAAGAACAGCUAACACAGCAGCAACUGGAGGACGAGCUGCUGCUGCCGCUGCAGCAGGAAGAGUUACAGAAGACUCAGCAGCAGGAAGAGCAGCUGCAGCAGCAGCUUGAGGACGAGCUGCUACUGCCGCUGCAGCAGGAGCAGCAGCAGCAGCAACUUGAGGAUGAGCUGCUGCUGCCGCUGCAGCAAGACAUGCUGCGGGAGCAGACGCAUGAGGCGCAGCAGCAAGAGCUGCUGCAGCAGCAGCUAGAGGAUGAGUUUGUGCUGCCGCUGCAGCAAGAGCAGCAGCAGCAGCAGCAGCCGAUUGGGGAGGGUGAGGUGCUGCUGCCCCUGCAGCUGCAGCAAGAGAAUCAGCAGCAGCAGCUACCUGUGUUGCGGCAGCCAAUGCAGCAGAAGAAGCAGCAAGUACAGCAACAGAAACAGCAGCAGCAGCAGCAGCUUGGUGAUGAGAAGCACCAGCAGUUGCUGCGCCAGCAGCUGUUGCGGAAGCAGCGGCGACAAUCACAGCAGCAGCAGCAGCAGCAGACUCAGAAGCAACAGCAGCAGCAGCAAAUUCUGCAGCAGCAGCAAGCUGAGGAGGCAGCGAGAUUGAAAAGGCGUCGUUGCGCAUCAAUAAGAGCAGCAACAGCAGCAGCAGCAGCAGCAGCACCUGCAGCAGCAGAUUUUGCAGCAGCAACAGCAGCAGCAGCAACAGCAGCAGCAGACGCGCGAGACAAACUGCUGCUGCUAGUAGAGAGCAGCAUUGCAGCAGCAGCAGCAGCAGAAUCCAAGGAUAGGAAGUGCUGCUGCUGCUACGCAUGGGUUAAGGGGAAAGCUGCCCCUAAAGUGCAUGCGGUGCUGCAGCGGCUGCAGCCACAGCAGCAGCAGCAGCAAGAUCGACCUGCUGCUGCUGCUCCCGAUUUGCUGCUGCUGCUGUGGCAGCCAAUACUUAAACGGGCUGCUGCUCUUCAAGCUGCAUACACCGCACGAACAGCAGCAGCAAAAACAGCAGCAAAAGCAACAGCAGCAGCAACAGCAGCAGCAAGUCCCUUGCUGCGGCUUCGUGUGCUGCUGGCGCAUAUUCUGCAGCAGGUAGCAUCAAUGCAACAGCCAAGGGGCGCAUGCACAGAGCAGCAGCAGGCGCUUCGUCAAGUCUUGUGUAUGUCCCUCGCGCUGGUGGAGGUCUGGCAGCGUGAGCAGCAGCAGCAACAGCAGCAGCAGCAGCGGUGCUGCGGAGGAGAGCAGCAGCAUAGUCGCUUGCUAUCUCAUCUGCGGGUAUUGCUGGUGCAGCGGCUGCGCUCUGUUGCUGCUGCUGCUGCUGCUGCAGCUAGUGCUUAG